CAGAAAGUAAACAAGCAUACUGUCGCGAUAUCAUACUGAGGAAUGAAGAUACGACUCGAAAGUCAAUCGUCAGUGAAUUAUUAAACCGUCUGUGUAGUAAAAAGAAGGGGUGGUAAGUUAAUGUAACAGUAGUGCCGAUGCGAAGCUUAAAUGAACUUGCUUCCUUAUGUGACACUUAUAUAUAUUUAACUUAAAAAGAAGCCCACUGUGAUCUGUCUUCGGAAUGUACCGCAGCGUGUUUAUGGUGGCCGAGAAGCCAUCGCUAGCUCAGUCACUAGCGAAUAUAUUAUCAAAUGGCAGCUGCAAAACGCGCAAGACGAUCAAUGGCGCCUGUUCUGUACAUGAGUGGUCCGGAUCUUUCUUAGGCUCGAACGGAGCGCGCUUCAAAAUGACAGCUGUGUGCGGGCACAUCAUGACAACUGAUUUUCCCUGUAUAUAUAACCAUUGGGAUAGAGUGGAUCCCGCUGAACUAUUUCUUAUACCUGUAGAAAAGAAAGAAGCGUCUCCAAAAUUGCAAAUGCCAAGGAUGCUUGCUAAAGAAGCUACUAAUUGUGACACGGUGGUUUUGUGGCUUGAUUGUGACAAAGAAGGCGAAAAUAUAUGCUUCGAAAUAUUGGAUGCAAUCCAGGGAAGCAUCAAACGAGGAGCAUCGAUUUUCCGAGCAAGGUUUAGUUCUAUUACGGAGAAGGAUGUCAAAGCCGCGAUGAACAACCUCGGCAAGCCGAAUGAGAACGAGGCACGAUCAGUGGACGCACGCCAAGAGCUCGACCUGCGAAUCGGCUGUGCUUUCACGCGCUUCCAAACUAAAUAUUUUCAAAAUAAAUAUGGAAACCUUGACUCAUCACUUAUUUCGUAUGGCCCUUGCCAAACACCAACGCUCGGAUUUUGUGUUGAACGUCAUGACAAAAUCCAGUCAUUUAAACCGGAAAACUACUGGGUACUUAGCGUGCAAGUGAAGCUCCCCAAUGGCAGCAUAGUGGUUCCUGAGUGGGACAGGGGCCGUAUCUUCGACCAGGAAGUGGCUUGCCUGUGUUUGACUAUGGCUAAGGUGUCACAACAUGCAAAGGUGCUAUCAGUUCAAAAUAAUGAUAGAAGCAAGCAGAGACCUCUGGCGUUGAACACAAUCGAACUGAUGCGUGCAGCCAGCGCAGGACUCGGAAUGGGUCCCCAUCACGCUAUGCUUUUAGCGGAGAAAUUAUAUAUGCAAGGCUACAUAUCAUAUCCACGUACUGAAACGACGUCGUACCCAGAAAACAUGGACCUAAGAGGAACCGUGAUUAUGUUAAAAAAUGUCAACGAUGUGUCAAGCUAUGUGCAGCAGUUGCUAACGCAAGGCAUAAAUAAGCCGCGCAAGGGUACCGAUGUAGGUGAUCAUCCUCCAAUCACCCCCACUCGAGCUGCCAAUAGGGGAGAUUUGGAUGGCGAAAGCUGGCGUCUCUAUGAAUACAUCGUAGCGCACUUUCUUGGUACAUUAAGCAAGGACCUAAAGUAUCGCCAUUUGCAAGCAGAACUUCAGAUCGGAUCAGAGCAUUUCACGUUAACUACGAAAAAGACUACUGAUCCUGGCUAUACGGCUAUUAUGACUUGGCAGUCAGUGUCCUCAGAUGGCGCAGACUCACAGUUUAAUUUAACACCGGGUUCACAGCUUGAGGUCGUUUCGAUUAAGUUAGACGACAAACAAACAUCUCCACCAGACUACCUGACGGAAUCUGAGCUGAUUGGCCUUAUGGACAAACACGGGAUUGGCACGGACGCUAGUAUCUCUACUCACAUUAACAACAUUUGUCAACGUCAUUACGUUACGAUUGAAAGCGGCCGAAAACUCAAGCCCACUAACCUUGGAAUCGUGUUAAUCCACGGUUAUCAGACUAUAGAUAAGGACCUUUGCCUACCGUGGAUGAGAGCGGCUGUAGAGGAACAGCUGAACUUAAUUGCUACAGGUCAUGCUAACUUUGAUGCCGUUUUGCGACACACGUUAACAGUGUUUCAACUUAAAUUCCACUACUUUGUAGCUACAAUGCCUGCUAUGGACGGUCUCUUGGAAUGUACAUUUAGUCCGCUUAGCGCAUCAGGCAAGCCGAUCUCACGCUGCGGCAAAUGCAGGCGAUACAUGAAGUUAGUAAACAGCAAACCGACCCGGUUGCAUUGCCCAGCUUGCGAUGAGACGCUCUCCCUUCCGCAAAAUGGUGGGGUACGCAUGUUUCGGGAACUAAAAUGUCCCCUGGACGAGUAUGAAUUAUUGCAAUGGUCGGGUGGAAUCAGGUGCAAGUCAUUUAUUUUCUGCCCAUAUUGCUAUAAUCACCCCCCUUUCAGGGAUACUAAAAAGAACUCUGGUUGCAACGCCUGUACGCAUCCUACCUGCCCGCAUAGUAUGAUGUCGAACGGUAUCUGUGGAUGCCCUGAAUGUGCAGCCGGCGUACUCGUUCUUGAUCCAGCAUCCGCACCGAAGUGGAAAAUUGCCUGUAAUCGCUGCGAAGUUCUUGUCAGCUGUUUUGAGGAUGCUUGUCGUGUUACCGUCGAAGAAGAGCGAUGUGAGACUUGUGAUUCCCAGGUCGUGACUGUUGAAUAUAAAAGCCUUGAGCGCACUCGACUUAGUGGAGCUUUGCAGGAAGCCACAGGUUGCGUAUUUUGUGAUCCAGUACUGACCCCGUUGGUGGAAAAAAAAAUGGCGUUGAAACCACGCAUUAUUCGCAAUCGACCCUCACGACCCGCUGGCUCUAAAGGAAAAUCUAAAAAAAAACCAAAACCCAAAGACAAGAUGGCGCAGCUUGCCGCUUACUUUGUCUAGCGCCCCAAUUGUAGAGAAUAUUCUUAAAACAAUAGAGAUCUCCCAACGAAGAUUUACGAUGUAACAUCGGAAAAUUAGUAAUUAUUUCUUUUUUUUUUGUGGGAAUUUAAAUUAUUAUAACAUCAUCACAAAGUUGGUCUACUCUAAAGAUAAAAGUUCCACCGAAUGAUCACACGUAAACAGUCUAUUCGUCUUGAAUGACUUAGAACUGACCAGAAUCGCUGACCGAAUCCUGAGUAAUUAAGCUAAAUUUAUAUAGUUGACCACAUAGCGAAUUCGAGCUAGCUCUAUUUUCCCUAUCGUCGAAAAUAUUAUUACAUUUAAGCGAAAACCCUAUUGUGGCUACAGAGUUUAUAUAAAAAAGAAAAACAUUAAUUUAUUAUGCAUAACAUAAGUAGAACGUGUCUGUUAUUAAGAGUUAGCUGUAUGUAAAGUGCCGAUCAAAAAUUUUUCACCGUUUGCAAUGUUGACAUGCCAGAGUCCUAAAACCAUGCUGAACAUACAGAAUCACACUAUGCCUUCAUACAUCACUAAUUAAACGGUGACGUAGGUGGCGCGCUAGUAGUGUCCUUAUAGACAAAGGCUUAUUUCUCCGCCAAAAUACCAAAUAGUUUCGAAAUUUGCAUUUUUGGAGCACCCGAAUUUACCGUGACUCACAAGUCCGACUACCAGUAGGUCUGUGGAUUUAUUAAACAAAGUCGUAACACGCAGUUUCUUCGAACGAAGAUAACCAGUGACUGUUCGGGUGGAAGCCUACUGUAAAGGUCAUACUUCUGUAUAUAUGAUAUACUACGAGUCUAAAAAAGCAUGUAUUUCUGAGUAUACAUCUGUAUAUGGUGGCGUUUGUAGCGUUUUCGGUUUAGACGUUAUCCGGAGGAUUGAAGCAUACCAAUGCGAGUGCCUUAUAUAUACCAUUUUAAGAAAAUAACAAACGUCCUUACAAAGUAAUAGGUUUUCCAAAAGUUCAAUAGCUUAAAACACUCAAUAUGUCUAGUCACUGAGUAUCUUUGCACGUGGGAGUUCCGUUUGAUAAAACUGUUUGGUAGGUCCACAGAUCUAAACGCAGGACAAAAUGUAUGUACCAGAUUGCAUACUGGUGCUGCGAGUAUACAAGAAAUGGGAUGAUGGAGUUCGGUCUUUUGGGUAAGGGGUAAAACAUAUGGUGUUAUUUAUGAUCAUGAUACACAAAAAAGCGUUUUACUAUUCACCAAGUAAAAAUAAAACCGAUGGGGCAAAAUAUAAUUGUAUUGAUUUCUAUGCAGCAUGUCUUUACCUCAUUUAAGUUAGACUCAAAUAUAUAUUAUUCCUUUUUCGUUGGUACCAAAUUCAUUAUGCAAAAACGGCUCUCUCUUUCCCUUUAUAUAUAUAUCGCUGUUAAAACUAGUGCUAAGUGUCACCUAUUGCUAUUUUUUCGGCAACUGAUACCUCCCUAUUGAUUCUUUCUACUAUUUAUUUCUACUAUUGAUUCUUUAGACUGCAUUAUGUAGCUAUUCCAGUAUCAUCAAUACUCGCUGCUUGCAUUACGUUCGGGCAUAUAUCGCAACGUAUGGCCCUGUAUUCUCGCAUUCAUUAGUGCUUUCGAGUAGUGGCGACCCUAUAGUGUGUAGUGCAAGUCUGUUUAUGUUGUCAUUAGUAGCUAAUGAUGUAGUAGAUCAUUUACUUUGAAACGUGAUAACGUACUUUUUCACUUCUUUAUAGGUUAACCUACAACUUUAUAAUAUAAUAAUAAAGAUAAGUAUAAUUUCUGACUUCCUGCCAUUUAAAGGUAACUUAUUCUUUCUGCAGCUAUAAAAGCCAGAGGUUUAAGAGUUCACGAAGCCCAUAAGCAAUUUUAACACGUUCGGAUUUGAAUAAUUUUCUAACGUCAGUAUUUAAAAAAAUAACAAUUAAAAAAAUAACAAUCAUGAUUUUUUUUAAUCGUUAAUAGCAUACUUUAGCAGUUUUUGUAAGUAAGAAUCUAAAGCCGGUGAUAAUACCUGCAUUAGACAAUCAUAAGUUUUCGCAACUGUACAUCUGUUUUAGGGUAAUGUCCUGCCGGUUUAGUUGCAUCCAGCCAUCGUUUGCAGUCACCGUAAAAGAUAAAUUUUUCAUAGUAGAUCUGCAAUUCGAAUGAAUUGUAUCGUGAAGCAAAGGGAAGUAAGCGUCUUCUCGUUCUGUUUGGCCAUCAUUCAAAUUAUGCUCGCCUAUUUGUUAAAUAUUUUUAUCACCGAGGUGGACAAAUAUGCUAUUUUUUUUAUAUAUCCCAAACCUAAGUGCUAACUCCAAAGCAUUUUGGGAUGGGUAUACUUCCAUUACAGUUCUUAAAUUGUUGUUAUGCACCUUCGCAGAAAUAUUAGAUUUUCGAGUAUUAAAUUUCUUUUCCGAAAUAUUUUUAACAAACCCUCAAGGUGUUUCUAGUCGUAAAACCUUAACUUGCUUUAUACGGCUGUUUAUAUUGCAGAUAGUCAUACAUAAUCCUAAUGCAUUAUUUGAUUAAAAAUGAGCUCACUAUGUUACAUCGUCACAAACGUCCUAAUUCUUCUAUAUAUUAAAACAGAUUGGCUAAACUUUUUCGUUCGCUGGCAUGAACGAGCACUUUAGAGCCAUUCUUACCCUUAUAUAGCCCUAUACGUGUAUUUAUUCAUAUAUGUUAUACUAUGUUAUUUCACCGAUGGCGAUAUAUAUACACAUGGAGAGAAAGGGAGAGCUUGUUGUUCGUAUAUAUGUAUAUAAUCUUUAACUGCUCAACAAAUCUGUUGAAAGCACACAUGGUUAGCAUAUUUUGUUUAGACCUUUCUGCGCUUGACACUGACAUAUAUUCGUUAAAUUCAAUAUAA
This is a messenger RNA of Varroa destructor (honeybee mite), 5604 nucleotides long. It is a transcript of the gene Top3beta, whose product is annotated as DNA topoisomerase 3-beta. Gene Ontology annotation, molecular function: DNA binding; DNA topoisomerase type I (single strand cut, ATP-independent) activity. Gene Ontology annotation, biological process: DNA topological change; DNA repair; DNA recombination. The record is from RefSeq and is a predicted model, not a curated record. Lineage: Eukaryota; Metazoa; Arthropoda; Arachnida; Mesostigmata; Varroidae. Gene Ontology annotation, cellular component: nucleus.